AACAAAUGUCAAAGUUCGGUCGACCGUCAACAGGAUUUAGCCAAAAGAUUUCUCGGCAUCGCAAAAUCUUCCUGCAUCUGUUAUCGGAGCGAAUUCUACGUUUACGUGAAUAAAAUAUUCCGAAGAUGCUGACCAACCAGAUCCUGUCCGCUGCCCGGGUCAUGGGACUGCAGGCCCGCCGUAACUACGGUGUCUCUGCCGUUCUGCUGGCGAAGGCUAGCGAUCCAAUCCAGCAACUGUUCGUUAACAAGCUCCGCGAAUAUGCACAGAAGAGCCAGAGCGCCGGUGGCAAGCUUGUCGAUUCAACGCCGGAAAUCGAACGUGAAUUGAAACAGGAGAUGGAGAAACUGGCCAAGCAGUACGGUGGUGCGCAGGGCGAAGACAUGACUGCCUUCCCCACGUUCAAGUUCGAGGAACCUAAGAUUGAUCCUAUCAAUGCGAGUGCUUAAGCUAUGCCGGGUCAUCUAAGAGCAGACCUGUUAUAAUAGGAACUAAACACUACUGCUACUACUGAAACAGAUGUAAAAAGUA
This is a messenger RNA of Anopheles maculipalpis, 531 nucleotides long. It is a transcript of the gene ATPsynCF6, whose product is annotated as ATP synthase-coupling factor 6, mitochondrial. The coding region runs from base 126 to 449 and encodes 107 amino acids. Lineage: Eukaryota; Metazoa; Arthropoda; Insecta; Diptera; Culicidae. The transcript is spliced from 3 exons. The record is from RefSeq and is a predicted model, not a curated record. Gene Ontology annotation, biological process: proton motive force-driven ATP synthesis. Gene Ontology annotation, molecular function: proton transmembrane transporter activity.